Molecule: messenger RNA, 318 nt
Organism: Aspergillus candidus
Lineage: Eukaryota; Fungi; Ascomycota; Eurotiomycetes; Eurotiales; Aspergillaceae
Exons: 3
Coding region: 1-318 (105 amino acids)
Source: RefSeq, a predicted model, not a curated record
AUGGCCGCGGACAAGCCCACAGAGGUGCAGGAACGACUUCCCAUGGAGCUGAUCCAGCAUAUUCUAACGAUGAUCCCUGCAUUUGAAGAAGUCGCGGUGAGCGAUCCCGACUGGGUCAGCCUCUUCACUAUAAUGGACAACGGCCUCGACGAAGGCGCCCUCGAGCAUCAUCUCUCCUUCGGACUGGCCCACAUUCAACGCUUCACACAAGCCAAAGACGCCCAAUGGACGCUCGAGGAGUUCGAUUCCGAAGACGAGGCAGAGCUCAUCCCCACGCCGUGGUUUUCCGAUCCGGACAGAGGACCCGAGGAUGUCUAG